CCCACUCACCACGUGGGUCUCCAGGGAGACCUUCAGUUUGUGUUGAUGCAUUGCAACAUCACCCCGAGGUUGGUGGGAAAUUAGUUGCUUGACUGAUGUCCUUUAUUGAACCAGGUUACAAACAACGCACACUUGGAAGGUGCGAGUGAGAAUCUUGAGCCAUGGAGAAUGAGGAGUGCUCAAGCUCUGAUAUUCAGAGUGUCCUGUCUAUCCUGGACUCCAGAUCACCAGCCACGCAGCUGUUGGUGAAGCAGGCCGGCUUGCCGCAGGAGCCGAGCGAGGGUCGCACGGCGCUGUCCUUCCAGAUCUUGGAGGAGCUGCUGCCCCGGCUAGGAGUCUACGGCCCCGUGCUGCGCCUCGUACGAGACAAGCUGCACGCAAAGAGCACCAAAGUGUUCACGGCAUUCUUGGCAAAGGAUGAAAGAGCCAGUCAAGAGACGGUGCCAAAGGGGAGCGCGGGAUUUUUCGGGGCGAAUUCGCCAGAUGACGUCUACAGCCCACAGUUCACGUGCGAUGAUUCCGACAGUGGCAGCGCGUACUCAAGGAUCCCUUACUUCAUCCUGUACAGCAGACUGCUCGCUAACAGAAACAUCGAGGCAGAAGAGAUUCAAGGACAACUGGAUCGAGUCACGGGCGAGCUUGGAGAGAAAUGCAAUGAAAUCAGAAAUCUGCAGCUUGUGGUUGGGGAUUUCGCAAAGAAGGAGGAGUGUUUGACAGCAAGGAUUACGCAACUGGAGGGCGAGCUGGCGGAAAGAGAGAAGUGCCUGCGGAGCUCACGUGAGCGCUUCGAGUCGGAGCUGGAGGAGAGCAGGGCCGACACUGGGCAGUGCCGCGAUUUCCUGCGUGAGGCCAACGGGCAGAUGCAGAGGCUGCUGGGAGAGAGACGGUCGCUUCUGCAGUACCGGGAGGGCUUCAGCAAGCUGGAAGCCGCAUUUCAAUUUCCUGCAGAAGAGAACAAUGGGAGCUCAAGCUGCGAGCAGCCCACCAGCAGCAGACAAGCUGUGCUGGCGUCUAAGAAGAACCAUCUGCUGAGUGAUAUUGAGAUGAGCCGGCAGUUGGAACAUCAAAUAUUAUCAACUCAUCACCAACUUAUGGACGAAUACGAAGAAUACCUGGACAUUCGACUUCGACAAUGGCUGAUGCCGGGAGCUCAAGACGUGGAAGCGCUCCCAGAAAAUCUGGCCAAAGUUUUUCCUCCGUUGCCCGACGAUGAUGAGGGCGUGCGCAAGCGCGGCGCGUUCCGCGGCGCGGCGGCGGAACUGAGCCUGGAGCGCGGCCUCCUGAGACGGCACCGCGAGAGCCUGGAGCACGAGCUGAGCCUCCUGGAGGAUUGCGCGGAGCAGGAACGACAGAAACACAUUAUGAAGCUGAGGGCAACUGACAGCGCUGGAAAUUUAAACCCAGGCGCUGGCGUGGCGGAGACGGGAAGUCCCGUGGAGCUGUUUGCCGACCCGCUGUGCGCCGAGGAGCGGCCGCUGAGUCGAUACGCCGGCACUGUGCUCGUGUCGCCGGAUGGAGGGCUCACCUUCCGCGAGCUGCCCCAGGCGACGCACUGCCGCUCCUGUGCUCAACGGACACUCUUCUGCCCGCACAAGCUGAUGCCCGACCACCGCGUCAUCCAGCUGCCUGAAAACUGCCGCUGCAUCAUGAUCGCUCGACCCUCCGCCCUCAUCCCUGCGGCCCGCUCGACCGCUGGCGGUGGCGGCAAGAGAGACGGGUCUCCCACCGGCCGGUCUUUGCCAGGGCAAGGCGCAGGCCUUGCCGCCGCUGAUGUGGCAGCGCCCUCCGAAGAUCGACCGCCGGUACCUGGCCUCACGCACCGCCCCUUGGAAGACCACCAGGAUGAAUCGUUUGAGUGUAUCUGGAAGGAAUUCAAGAAAAGGCACCAAGAAAUUAACGAGCUUCCAAGAAACAUAACUUUGGAGCGCUGCUUGUUUCUGGUGGAGCAGUUUGUGGCCACGUUGCUGUGGAAUGACGACGCGAGCCGUGCCGGCGCUCCCAGUCCGUCUGUCCUGGGCUGCCUGUGGAAGUUCAUCGCUGAGCGCUACACGGACGAGCUGGAGGGAGAGGCCGCCCACCAUUUCCUCAGCGCGGUUACGAAGCACGGCGCCUCCAACAAGCUGUGCAGGGUUUUCGCGCUGGCGCUGAGCGGCGCUCUGGACGGAGCCGCCGUGCGCUACGCGAGCCUCCUCGCCGAGGCGGCGGGCUGCGUGACGUGGGGCGGCGUCGUGGAUUUCUACGAGCUCGCGUCCGCGCUCUACCCCUUCCUGCAGGAGGAGGAUUUGGACGAGCUGGCGAUGGGAUUUGCCGCGUUCAGCGAAAACUCCUUCACCGAGCGGCUCGUGCUGGAGUUCCUGCUGCAGCGCGUCAUUGGGAACGCGGAUCCGGCCUUCGCGGAGUGGGAGUCCAGGCUUGCGGUGCAUGCUGGGAAGGGGGUGGGUCACAUGACGGUGGCGGAGCUGGCAGGUGCCCUGGAGGGCUCCCCAUUGGCUGGCGGGGAAGAGCUGUGGCGCCACCUGAUGCAGCAGACGGCUGCCCGGCUGCACAGCGGGAACAUCCCCCUGCAGAACGUGGCUCAAAUCAUGACGUAUCUCUCCCUGUUGCAAGAAAUCCCGACGCUGAGAGGGAGGUUUAAGCAGCAACACCCUGGUGUCGGGGUGGAGGCGGAGAGGACGGUGGAAGGUGAAAAGGCGACCCUGUUUUCCUUGGAACAAGACAGGGGUCGUCCUAUGACCUAUUCUCGCCUUCGGCGUAUCGGGCUUCACCUGGCCAGGCAAAGGGAAGCUAUCCAGACGUAGGAGGAUUACCGAACGAAUGGCUGCACCGAACACACACGUUCAAGACAAAAAACUAAAUUACGGAGAUGCAAAUAAAAACAACGAUCGUGUUUUCGCCUUGUAACGUGCCAGGAAGAUUGUCUGUAAACACACAUUUUAUCAAGUGAUGGAUCUGGGGAGGUGGAUGUUUACAUUUGCCGUGCA
Messenger RNA from Lethenteron reissneri (Far Eastern brook lamprey), 2981 nucleotides. RefSeq lists its product as uncharacterized. Lineage: Eukaryota; Metazoa; Chordata; Hyperoartia; Petromyzontiformes; Petromyzontidae. The record is from RefSeq and is a predicted model, not a curated record.